Molecule: messenger RNA, 4640 nt
Organism: Scaptodrosophila lebanonensis
Lineage: Eukaryota; Metazoa; Arthropoda; Insecta; Diptera; Drosophilidae
Gene: MED23
Product: mediator of RNA polymerase II transcription subunit 23
Exons: 15
Coding region: 1-4356 (1451 amino acids)
Biological process (GO): positive regulation of gene expression; regulation of transcription by RNA polymerase II
Cellular component (GO): transcription regulator complex; mediator complex
Source: RefSeq, a predicted model, not a curated record
AUGGAGACGCAAGUUUUAGAUAUUGUGGCGAACUUUCUGAAAGUCGAUUCUUUAGACGAAGCGUUCUUGACCGUAAUUGUUUACAACAAACAAAACAGUGAGGCUGACAAAGCCGCAAAGUUUACCAACGACUUUGUGACCGCAUUUGGAAAUGUGCCACCGGAGAAUCGGGAUCAGGUGCUUAUCGCUGUGCUUGGCCGUGCUGCCGAUGCCAGUUGUUAUAAGCACAUGCAAUUGCUUAUGGGGGUGCUGCCUAAGUUGGUAGAGGCUCACUUAAUAACAGCAAGAGUGCUUUGUGACAAGGCGCUAUCCUGUGAAAAGCUAGACUACGAGCACAAGUCUUUCUGGAUCGAAACAUUUAGGCUUAUUAAGAAGGUCAUUGUGCAUGUUGACUACAAGGGUGUGCGCGAAAUUUUAAAGCUAUGUCGGGACAAGACGCAAUGGUUUCCACUCAAUGUAAACGUCGCUUACCUGCCGCAAUUGCUGGCUUUAGAAGAUUUGCUUCGAUUCAUAUUUGAUCGGAAUAACUGUUUGCUUCCGGCUUACUUUGUUGCCAAUGAGAUAAUGCGCCCAUUUCCCUAUCAUUGGAAACUAGUUAAACUGAUGACGGAUUUUGUUGAAGAGUUCCGGUCAACUGCGCAAAUGGUAUCAAUUAUUGGACAUGUCCAUAUGCUACCAAUUGUAGAAAAUUUCGGUUAUGCUGAUAAUAUGAUGUUCUCAUGGAAGCUGGACCACAGUACGCUGAAGUUUAAUUUUAGAGGCAGUUUGCCUUACGAACCGGAACUUCUACAGGAACAGAUUCCUUUGCUACGAUAUGUUCUGGAUCAGCCAUAUUCACGGGAAAUGGUAUCGGUUAUGUUAAACCUACAGAAGCAUCAGAAGCAGCGCUAUAAUGCAUUGGAAGAACAGCUAGUCAACCAGAUAAUACAAGCUAUGGAGAUGACGGAAUCAAUUGAUGUAACGUUGGGUAGUGGUUUUAAUUCCUGUGAGGAGCAGAUAACACACUACGAAUGGGUUUGGUUGCAUCUCUCAUCGCAGUUAAUUUAUUUUGUACUUUUCCAAUUUGUUAGCUUCAUGCACAUUGUACUGUCGCUUCAUGAGAAGCUUUCGAAACUGGAGCUGCGCAAGGGGCGCGAUCAACUUAUGUGGAUACUUUUGCAGUUUAUAUCGGGCAGCAUACAAAAGAAUCCGAUGUCUAAUUUUCUGCCCGUUUUUAAACUGUUUGACCUAUUGUAUCCCGAGCCGGAGCCCCUAAAACUACCGGAUUAUAACAAGUCUUCCAUGGUACGUGCUAUGGCGCCUAUAUGUAUAUGGAUUCAUUUAAUAAAAAAGGCUCGGGUAGAAAAUAUUAAUAUAACACGACCGUUGCCCAUUGCCUUAAAAAAUCACCACGACUUCCUACAACAUCUGAUUUUACCGAGCACUAUGAUGAAUAUGAGUCUGGGAAACGACUUUCGCAUCAUGCUUAUUUGCAAUGCGUACUCAACCAACCAAGAGUAUUUUACACGUCCCAUGAAUAUUUUGGUUGAAACGCUCGUUGGUAACGCCAAGGCAGCUGUUCCCUUUUCUGUAGGCGUCCUGGACAGUCUCACCGUACACAGCAAAAUGUCGCUCAUACAUAGUUUUGUCACUAAUAUGUUAAAACUGGCAUCUAGCAAAGGUUCCGUGCCGACCCCUGCGCUAAUUGAGACUUACUCCAGACUUUUGGUGUACACGGAAAUUGAAUCUUUAGGCAUAAAGGGCUUUUUGACGCAAUUGCUGCCCGUUGUUUUCAAGAAUCACGCGUGGGCGCUGCUCCACAUGCUCAUGGAAAUGUUCUCAUAUCGUCUGCAUCAUGUACCCACGCACUAUCGCAUGCAACUGUUGUCAUUGCUCCAUUCGCUGGCCUCCGUACCACAAACAAAUAAAAUGCAAUUAAAUUUAUGCUUUGAAUCAACGGCACUGCGCCUUAUAACCAGCAUAAGUUCUGCCGAACUGCAGUCACAGCUCUCGCGUUACUUUAACGACAAAUCACCCGGCACUGUGGCUUCCAACGAAAGUGAAGAACUGAAUCGAGUACUCAUUUUGACGCUCGCACGUUCUAUGCAUAUAGCCGGCUCAGGUGAUGAGUUACAGGGCUGGUGCAAGGAGUUAUUCGCCAACAUAAUGCAACAUACUCCACACUCUUGGGCAUCGCACUCGUUGGCCUGUUUUCCGCCAGCAUUGAGCGAGUAUUUUACCCAAAACAAUUCACCAGCGGAGAACAAGCAGUUGCUAAAGAAGUCAGUGGAAGAGGAAUAUCGAAAUUGGACAUCAAUGUCAAAUGAAAAUGAUAUAAUUGCGCACUUUUUACGUCCAAACACAAAUCCAUUAUUUUUGUGUCUUUUGUUUAAGAUGAUUUGGGAGACGGAGAACAUCAGUCCCGUAGCCUACAAAAUCCUGGAAGGUAUUAGCGCUCGCGCCCUAUCAACGCAUUUGCGUAAAUUCUGCGAUUAUCUUGUGGUUGAAGUGGCCGUUUCUUCGGAUCGCGACUUUAUACACAAAUGCGUGGACACGAUAAAUAAUAUGAUCUGGAAAUUUAAUGUAGUUACCAUAGAUCGCGUCGUACUCUGUUUAGCGCUGCGUACUCACGAGGGCAAUGAUGCGCAAGUCUGUUUUCUUAUCAUACAACUACUCCUGUUGAAAGCCUCCGAGUUGCGCAAUCGCUUGCAAGAAUUUUGUAAGGAAAAUAAUCCCGACCAUUGGAAGCAGAACAACUGGCAUGACAAGCAUCUAUCUUUCCAUCAAAAGUAUCCCGAGAAAUUUGCUCCUGACGAAUCUGCCUCCCAGAUGCCCUUGCCAGUUUACUUUUCCAAUGUUUGUUUGCGCUUCCUACCCGUACUGGAUGUUGUUGUACAUCGUUUUAUUGAACUGCCAAUUGCAAGCGUGCAUCAAAUUCUGGAAUUCAUACUGGAUCACUUAAGCAUACUUUACAAGUUUCAUGAUCGGCCCAUCACCUAUCUCUACAACACUUUGCAUUUCUAUGAACGUAUUCUGCGGGAUCGCCCAUCGCUGAAGAAGAAACUGGUAAGCACUGUGACCAGCGCCUUUAGUGACAUACGUUCACCGAAUUGGAGCGUGAGUGAGCCCUAUAAGGUAUUUCUGCACAGCCCAGACCUACUAUGGACUCCAGAAUUGAAUUACUACAUAAAUCUCAUUCGUCGUUUGUCGGAGACUAUAAGCGGCAAAAACGUGUUCUUUACGACCGACUGGCGUUUUAACGAGUUUCCAAAUGCACCGACGCAUGCUCUCUAUGUAACUUGUGUUGAGCUGCUCGGCUUGCCCGUUGCGCCUUCAAUGGUUGCCAACAAUUUGAUCGAUGUUAUUGUCAUUGGCUAUGCUCUGAUACCACAAAAAGAAAUUCACGGCUAUAUUAAUGCCGUUGGCAUUGUAAUGGCUGCUCUGCCAGAGCCGUAUUGGAGUGGAAUCUACGAUCGCCUGCAAGAUGUAGUCAACUCACCGAACAUGAUAAAUUGGAAUUACCGUUUUAGCGCAUUCGAGUUGUUUAAUUUUAAAAUCGUGCGCCAAGCAAUGGUCGAAAAGACAUAUGCGCUUGUUCUAGCCGUUGCGCAUGCGGUUUUCCACCACAUGGGAACAUUUAAAUUGAUUGCCAUGGUCAGAUAUCUGAAGGAAAAGCUGAAGCCAUUUGUACGCACAGAACCUCAACUUUUGUUCGUUUGCCAUGUAUUUGGACCGUUUCUGACGCGUAUUGAUCAAGAAAAACCGAAUGCAGUGCCAGGCUUAGCUAUUUUGCUUUACGAAAUGCUUGAAGUUGUUGACAAACAGCACGGUCCAAAGCCUCUCAAGUAUAUGGAUCAGAUAUGUGAUUUCCUAUAUCACAUCAAGUACAUACAUGUGGGAAACUUUAUCAAAAACGAAUCGGAUGCAAUUAUCAAACGGCUGCGUCCGGUACUGCAAAUGCGCUUGCGCUUUAUUACCCAUCUCAACCUGGAGGAGAUACAUACGGAAAAGAAUGCCGACACGAAUUCUAACAGUAUUUUAGGCGCCAAUACAAAUCAACCAAUAACACAAACGCCGAUGCAGCCGCAUCAACCACAAAAAACUGCAACAACAAAUGUACCACUGGGCAGUGGCAAUGUGCAGCAGCAGCAACAACAACAACAGCAGCAACAACAGCAGCAACAACAACAGCAACAACAACAACAGCAACAACAACAGCAGCUACAACAGCAGCAGCAACAACAACAACAGCAGCAGCAGCAACAACAACAACAACAGCAGCAGCAACAGAUGAAUCAACAGCAAAUGUACAUGCAACAUAUGCAGCAACAGCAGCAACAGCAACACAUGCAAAAUAUGGGCUUGCGACACAACUAGAUAGGCAGAAAAAUCUUCAAUAAUUUGCAACUAGGAUUAGAAUUAGGAAUUUAAGCCGAAACGAUACCCAGAACACCGACAAUUUAAGCCAUGUUGGCUAUUUGAAAAUUUUAUCGGGGAGCUCGGUGGAUUAGAAUUAAUUUUUGAUGAAUACAUUUUCAUAUAAUACUAAAGAUGUAAAGUUGUAAUAAUUACAUUCUUUUUUAAAUAUAAACAAUAUCUUUAAGUUAAAAGAUUGUUUUCACACUAAAAUGGGGAAAAGUAGUACAUAGUGUGCAGUUAAA